Acanthamoeba castellanii str. Neff is the source of this 1290-nucleotide messenger RNA. RefSeq names its product pyridine nucleotidedisulfide oxidoreductase domain containing protein. Gene Ontology annotation, cellular component: cytoplasm. The transcript is spliced from 7 exons. The record is from RefSeq and is a predicted model, not a curated record. Gene Ontology annotation, biological process: intracellular signal transduction. The coding region runs from base 1 to 1290 and encodes 429 amino acids. Gene Ontology annotation, molecular function: electron-transferring-flavoprotein dehydrogenase activity; flavin adenine dinucleotide binding. NCBI's taxonomy places the organism in Eukaryota, Discosea, Longamoebia, Acanthamoebidae.
AUGGAGGGAGAAGUCGAGAUCGAAGUCGGGAAGGAGGAAAUGGAUGAGAUGAAGCUGGAGGAGGCGAUUGGUAAAAUUGAGGGGAUUCAUCUGGAGGGUUCCCGAGAAGUCGAGGCCGUGGAAGGCGACAACAACGAUGAUGUGGAGGACUCCAGCGCUCGGGAGUGGGCAAGACUCGUGGCCGCUGCACGGCGGCCCGGCACAGGCUUCCCAGCGCGUGCACACCGCGACGGCCUGCUACGCACCCGCCCAGACUCCUUCACCGGUGCGGAGGCGGUGGAGUGGCUGGUGAAGAACUGGCCGGCCUCGAGCGAUCGCAGCGAAGCCCUCCAGCUGGCCGGCCGCCUCUUGGAGGAGGCUGUGAUCGUGCCCGCGAAGGAAUCCACCGAGGCCAAACCCGCAUUCGAAGAGAGUGCGCUCUACCACUUCGCCGAGAGAAGGAAGGUGGUUGUUGUGGGUGGUGGCUUCUCUGGCCGGAAGGUGGCGAUGAAGCUGCAAUCGUCAUUCGACGUGACGCUGGUGGACAACAAAGACCACUUCAUGUGCAUCAUCUCGCUUCCCGCGUGCCUGUGCGACACCGACCAUCUCGAAAAAGUCACCGCGCCCCAUACCAAAUACUUGUGGGACUGUACGAUCGUGGUCGAUGAAGUCGUGGGCCUGGACAGGGAGGGCAACACGCUCCUGCUCAAGUCCCACGGGCCGCUGCCCUACGACUACCUCGUCAUCGGCACCGGGUCUCGAUAUCGAGUCCCCGUGCAGGGCAACGACCAAGUCCUCGUCAUCGACCCUCUGCAACCCUCGUCCCUCCUAGAACACAAAGCGGCUCUGGCCAAAGCCACGUAUGUAACCGUGGUUGGUGCUGGGCCUGUGGGCAUCGAAAUCGCAGGCGAGAUCAUUCACCACUGCGCUGACAAGCAGCUGACCGUGAUCUAUUCGGGUAAGAAGAUGCUCGAGCGAUACUGUCGGGGAGCUCACAAGAACAUCAAGCGGUACCUGAACGGAACGGCCAACGCGCGCAUCCUCAAGGACCAAAAGGUCGUGAGCGCCGAAGGCGACUCGCUGCUCACCACCAAGGGGGAGCGAAUUAGGACGGAUGUGGCCUACUUCUGCGUGGGCUUCGUGCCCAACACCGACUUCCUGCAGGCGGAGUGCGGCGACCUAUUGUCCGAGCGGGGGCACAUCAAAGUCAACGAAUACCUGCAGGUCAAGGGCCACCCCAACAUCUUUGCAGUCGGCGACGUGGCCGACAUCGACGAGGAGAAGCUCGCCCAGGCACUAUGCUUUUCCUGA